Molecule: messenger RNA, 6006 nt
Organism: Cadophora gregata
Lineage: Eukaryota; Fungi; Ascomycota; Leotiomycetes; Helotiales; Ploettnerulaceae
Gene: UFD4
Product: Ubiquitin fusion degradation protein 4, variant 2
Exons: 7
Coding region: 54-5507 (1817 amino acids)
Biological process (GO): protein polyubiquitination; proteasome-mediated ubiquitin-dependent protein catabolic process
Cellular component (GO): nuclear speck
Molecular function (GO): ubiquitin protein ligase activity
Source: RefSeq, a predicted model, not a curated record
CAAUAAACCUCGACGACUGCACUUCCCCCGCUGCCGCCAAAUGGCGUGAGCCGAUGGAUCAACGAAUGAGUUCUAUUCCAGCAGCAGUAUCGAAUUCAGGAACUUCCAGCAGAAUUACAAGAGCGGCAGCCAGGCAAGCAGCCAGCUCUUCAGAAUCACCUGCUGCUUCUGUCGGAGCUUCCUCAGCUGCUUCAUCCACUCGACAACUUCCUCCGCCAACAUCUACAAGAAAGCGCAAGGCCCCCGCCCGCGACACAUCCCCAGCACCUGAAGCCGAACUUGCAAAGCCCUCAUCUGCGAGACGAACAAAGCGACAGAAGGUUGUAGAUACAGACACAGCCCCGCCUGCUCCUCCUGCUCCUCCAGCAGUUCCUCCAUCUCGCCGGAAGAAGGGAAAGACUGCUGCGGUUAUGUCGAGUCCUGGUGAUUCUGCUGGUCCUUCAAACGAACCCCCAGCUGCGGCCACGACAUCUUCGAAGCGGAAAUCUGCACGAAACAAGAAGGGUGGUCAAGUAGAUACGACCGUCACUCCCAGCGGGCGCCGAUCGAAGAAGACGAUUAAUUCUGCAAAAGAUGGGGACAACACUGUAGACACUGGUGUGGAUGAGAAGGGGCCCCUUCCUGGUGAAGAUGAUGUGAGCGAUGAUAAUGAAGACGAGGAGAUGGCCCGUCAUUACGAAGGCCGAGAUGAUGAUGACGAUGAUGAUGAUCCCUUCGGAGGCUUUGGUGGGCCUGGAGGACCUCCUCACGGACUGUCGAGCACACUAAGAGCCUUGAGUGGCAUGAUGUCUGGGGUGUCUACGAGAUUACGGGACAUCUUGAAUAAUUUGAAGCAAAAGGACGACCCAUCGCUACAAUUGAUUGCCCUCCAAGACCUUUCUGAAAUCCUCCUCGUAUCUACCGAAGACAACCUCUCCGGACACUUCUCCCCCGAUGCUUUUGUCAAGGAGCUGGUUUCGCUGAUGCAGCCAUCCGACUUUGGAGAGGAGAAUCCAGAAAUGAUGCUUCUUGCUUGCCGAUGCCUCGCAAAUCUGAUGGAGGCUUUACCUGCUAGCACAGCCAACGUGGUAUAUGGAGGUGCUGUCCCGGUUCUUUGUGCAAAGCUGCUUGAGAUCCAUUUUAUCGAUCUGGCAGAACAGGCGCUUAGCACUCUUGAAAAGAUCUCAGUCGAAUACCCUGCCUCAAUUGUACGCGAAGGGGGGCUGACUGCUUGCUUGACGUAUCUCGACUUCUUCGCCACAAGUACGCAAAGAACUGCCGUUACUACAGCUGCCAAUUGCUGUAGAAACAUUCCCGAGGAUUCUUUCCCAGUUAUUAAGGAUGUGAUGCCCAUUCUGUUGAACGUUUUGAGUUCAAACGACCAGAAAGUCGUUGAGCAGGGUUCUCUGUGUGUUUCUCGAGUUGUUGAGAGCUUCAGAUACCACCCUAGCAAGCUCGAAGAGCUUGUCAGUACGGAUCUUCUGAAGGCUAUCCUCCGACUCUUACUGCCAGGCACUACGAAUCUCAUUGGACCAAGUAUCCACACUCAAUUCUUACGAGUUCUCGCAUUCACAGCAAAGGCCAGUGCAAGACUGUCUGCUGAGCUCUUCAAGAUGAAUGUUGUUGAGACCCUGUACCAAAUCCUGACCGGAGUUUCACCCCCAGAUGCUACAGAGGAUGCGGCCUCGAAGCUAGAUAGUGUGGUCGUCAUGCAAGCCUUGAUUCACCGACCGCGAGACCAGGUUAUUGAAACCCUCAACGUCAUCUGUGAACUGCUUCCAGGAUUGCCUAAAGAAAUCGAGAUCUCUUCCGAAGAUCUCCUAGAUGCGGACGCUGCCUCGGCUGCGGCCACUAACUCCUCUUCGGGCUCCCGGAAGAAGUCCUCCAAUGAGAAGCGUAUCGAACUUCUAGAAGGAUGUAAGAAUGAAGUCAAGCGGUUCGCCAUUAUCAUAUUUCCCACGUUGACCGAUGCUUUCUCGAGCACUGUCAACUUAAGUGUUCGGCAGAAGGUCUUGACUGCCCAGAUCAAAAUGCUCUCCAACCUGGAUAAGGAGAUAUUGAUGGAGGCAUUGCGAUCCGUACCAUAUGCCUCAUUCCUUGCUGCAAUACUAUCUCAACAAGACCACCCUAGCUUGGUGAACUACGCUCUCCAAGCUGCAGAGUUACUUUUGGCUCGUCUUGAUGACAUUUAUCGAUACCAAUUCUACCGUGAGGGAGUCAUUGCUGAGAUUGCAAAGCUUGCCACUGCAACGGAGAGUGCGAAAGCUAUCUCCGAGGACUCUCCAUCGAUCGAGGUAGCAGAGCCUGUGGAAGCUAAUGGCACAGAAAAGAACUCCGAAAAGCCCAUACGAGGUGCACCAGGCGAUGACGAUGAUUCUUCGGAUGAGGACAAUGAUGACGAGAACGAAAAUGACGAGGAUAACGAGAAUGAUGAUAUCCAAGACGAUAUCAGUCCCUCUCCGAGCUCUCGUGGCUCUACCAUGUCUCUUGAUGGCCCACAGCAUCGCUUACCAACAGAUGCUGGGGGAAUGCAGCAACUUAUUGUCCAGCGAGCCAAGAGAUUUUUGGAUGUUCACGAAAAUGAAAAGAACAGUAAGAACAUGAAGAAGAAGGCGACCAAGAUCUUGACUAGUCUGCAAAGCUUGGCGUCUGACAUUGAAGCACAUUAUCUACAAAGAAAACCAGGCGAUGGAAUGAAGCUCUUCAGCACCCUCGCGUCCUACUUCGAUGGCGACGUCUUGGAGAGCGUCACGAGCGCUGAAUUGCUGAACUCGGAGGUUGUUCGCGUCUUGCUUGAGGUCUUUAGCAACCCAGACGAAAAUUUGAGUAACGAUGCUCGCUCAGCUUUCCUCGAGAUCUUUAUGGGAAGGACUGUUACGAAGAAGCCAAAAACUACGAGUGCUGACUCACCCGCUACACCUUUCAGUAUUCUAAUCCACAAAUUGCAAGAUCUUCUGAGUCGUUCAGAGCAUUUCGAGGUCGUCACCGUCCACCAGAACACAUUUGACGGGAACAGAAGUAGCGCUGCCUCGAUGCUAGCCAAACAAAUCCGUCUGAAGCUUGUAGCAGACGAUGAUUCCGAGAUUCCAAGACCAUAUCGCAACAUCAUGGUCUCGAUUCAUGCAAUUGCAACCUUCAAGGCUUUGGACGAUUACCUUCGCCCUAGAAUCAGUCUUUCUGAACGACCUCGGGGAUCGAGAAGAGAGGGUCUCAGCAGUGCACUAGCUGCUUUGGCAGCCGCAGGAAUGCCCAACCCGUAUGCCCAGACAGGUCAAAGCCGGCUCGUGGAGCGUGGUUUGGCAUCAGCCACUGCCGCUACACCAACAGCACCUCCCCCUGCCACAUCCCGCAGUUCUCGAAAGUCGAAAUCCAAGACCGGCUCAACCGGUGCUGCGGUUCCUGGGGGACCUUCCACUUUGGCAACUCCUCAGGACAAGACCGCUCGACGCUCCAGCAGACGUCAAACUCAACCAGAGACACCAGUACAGCCUCCCAUGCAAGAAGAGGAUAGUUUGGCUGGUGCUUUGGAAUGUGCAGAUGAGAGACAGCUCACUGACGAUGAGGAGAUGGAAGACAGCGCUGCUCUGGAUGCAAUUGUAGGCGAUCUCGAGGAUGAUAUGGAAGAGGGAUCUCCUGCGGACCCUACUGCAGUGAAUCUUGAGGUUGCUGCAGGUGGCAAAGUUACGGCACGGAAGGAAGAUGGCACUCGUGUUGCAACUCCGUCACAAAUUCCUGGAAGCAAUCCACGUACUGCCUCAGCUCUUCAAGCCGCCGCAGCCCAGGCAGCUCUUACAACGCCAAGUGCUUCUUCGCGGCCUAUGUCUUACGCCGCUGCUAUUCAAGCCAUUCCCCAAGACUGGCACAUUGAAUUCAGCUUGGACGACAAGGUAAUUGCGAACGAGACCACUAUUUAUCGAGCUGUCCACAGCACAUCAACUACGAUUGAUGAUCAAAACAGCCGCAGUGUAUGGUCAGCGAUCCACCCAAUCAAGUUCAAGCGUGUACCUGGCCCGCCACCACCUGAGCCAAGUUCUUUGACUCAAGCUUCUGAGGUGAUCACCGAGACUACGGCAUCUGGUAUCCCAGCCUCCUUGGACAAGCAUCCAGCUACAUCCUCAAUCCUUCGUCUUCUCAACAUUCUGCAUGCGCUGAAUGCCAACUUGGACGAUGUGUUGGCGGAGAACAAGGAUACUUUGAAGCUCAAUGCGGAACCACUGUCGCAAUUCGUCAAUACAAAGCUCACCGCUAAGCUCAACAGACAACUGGAAGAGCCUCUUAUAGUUGCUAGCAACUGUCUCCCCAGUUGGAGCGAAGAUUUGGCUCGUCUAUACCCAUUUUUGUUCCCCUUCGAGACACGACACCUCUUCUUGCAGUCCACAUCCUUCGGCUAUGCUCGGUCCAUGACAAGAUGGCAAAAUGCCCAAUCUGCGGAUGAGUCUCGACGUGACCGUCAUCGGGACGAGCGACCUUUUCUCGGUCGCCUACAGCGUCAAAAGGUACGAAUCUCACGGUCCAAAAUCUUGGAGUCUGCCUUGAAGGUCAUGGAGCUUUAUGGUGCAUCUCAAAGCAUUCUAGAGGUAGAAUACUUCGAGGAAGUUGGUACUGGCCUAGGACCAACACUAGAGUUCUAUUCAACAGUCUCGAAGGAGUUCUCCAAGAAGAAGCUCAAGCUCUGGCGUGAAACUGAAGCCAACGAUACUGAUGAGUAUGCAUUCGGUGUACGUGGUCUAUUCCCGGCCCCUAUGAGCGAGGAACAAGCCUCCAAUGAGAACGGCAAGCGCAUCCUCCACCUCUUCAAAAUGCUUGGAAAAUUUGUCGCGAGAUCAAUGAUUGAUUCCAGAAUCAUCGACGUAUCUUUCAACCCAACAUUCUUCCGCAUCGGUGACGAAUCAACAGCAGUAUCACCAUCUUUGGGAGCUGUGAAGACCGUGGACCCACAAUUAGCAAAGUCGCUAAAAUUGAUCAAGAAAUAUGCGAUUGCAAAGAAGGCUAUUGACGAAAAUCCAAACCUCACCGCCGCUCAGAAGGUGGCCAAUGCACAAGCACUGGAGAUUGACGGCAUGAAGAUUGAUGAUUUAGGUAUUGACUUCACGCUCCCUGGCUAUCCCAUCGAGCUUGUGCCUAAUGGUGCACGAACUCCCGUUGAUAUCGACAAUGUUCAGCUGUAUCUGGACAAGGUCAUCGACUUCACCCUAGGUACUGGUGUGCAGAGACAAGUGGAUGCCUUCCGAGUGGGCUUCACCCAGGUUUUCCCAUAUUCAGCACUGAGUGCAUUUACUCCUGACGAACUCGUUAUGCUCUUUGGUCGUAUCGAGGAAGAUUGGUCUCUCGAAACUCUGAUGGAUUCCAUUAAGGCUGAUCAUGGCUUCAACAUGGACAGCAAGAGCGUAAAGAACUUGCUUCAAACCAUGAGCGAGUUGACGCUACCGGAGCGUCGAGACUUCUUGCAGUUUACCACUGGCAGUCCAAAACUACCAAUUGGCGGUAAUUUUCUCGCCCAGUUUCGUUCUCCACAAUCCACUUACUAAUUCCAAUUCUAGGUUUCAAGUCUUUGACUCCCAUGUUCACUGUGGUUUGCAAGCCAAGCGAGCCGCCUUACUCGUCAGACGAUUACUUGCCUAGCGUGAUGACCUGUGUCAAUUACCUCAAGCUUCCUGACUAUACCGAUCUCGAUGUCAUGCGACGACGCAUGGGAACUGCAAUCAAGGAAGGACAGGGUGCUUUCCAUCUGUCAUAAGUUGCCAUUAUAAACAGGCGCAUAUGCGGACCGACAACGGAAAAGCGAAGAUUUUUUCUUUUGCCCAUGAAUUUACUUUAAGUUCAUUGGCGCAAACAUCAUGGCAUUUCAUGUAUUCACGAGCUUUCUUCCCCAUCAUGUUUUCACCCUUCCACCAUAUUUCAGGUAGUGGAUCGAGUCAAAUUGCAUGGAAGGUCGUUUGGGCGCAUCAACGUGGGAAAUUCUUUAUGAAAGGUCAGGUCUUUUAGCUUUUGCACUUCAUUAGAUAGAUGAAUGAAUCAAGUCAUUUC